Hypoxylon trugodes is the source of this 7373-nucleotide messenger RNA. Its product is annotated as ankyrin repeat-containing domain protein. Lineage: Eukaryota; Fungi; Ascomycota; Sordariomycetes; Xylariales; Hypoxylaceae. Gene Ontology annotation, molecular function: protein binding. Bases 253 to 6837 code for a protein of 2194 amino acids. The transcript has 3 exons. The record is from RefSeq and is a predicted model, not a curated record.
GGAAUACAGCCGGUGAAUCUGCAGGUAAUGCGCCUCCUACGUUUGUAUUUGACUUUAUAAGGUGCUAAGCCCCCUCUAUGUAGCAAUGGGCUUACAGUAAGGCUUUCAGCGGUGAACCAGGCGCCUUUUGGAUUAAGUACUGACAGGUAUAAGAACCAUGUUUAGUGUGGCAACGGAGAUUUCGCAUUCUUAUUCCAUACAGCCUAUUCUAUUGAGUCUGAGAAUAUCAACUAGGCUGUCGGCUUAAGCGAAAUGGAUGGGCUUUCUAUCGCCGCCUCAAUCGCCGGGUUAGUUUCAGUGGCCGAGCUCGUGUUCCGAACGACAGCUCGGUACGUGAAAUGUGUCAAAGGAGCGGAAACUGAAGUUGAAGACUUGCUUCGCGAGGUUAAAGAGUUCACUAACAUCUUACACAAUUUGUCCCUUGUCGCAUACGAAUUAGAGGACCCGCUGCCUACCAAUGACUCCGCAUCGCAGCCUUCUGCAAACUUGAGGCUGCAGUACCUUAAUGAUUGCCGGCCAAUUCUAAAUCGCCUCGAAAAAGGACUGUACGGUCUUAGAGGGGAUCUUGAAUCACCUUCAAAGUUCAAUAGGCUUCAAAGUCGUUUGAAAUGGCCCUUCUCAUCUGUGGAGAUGAAAGAGAUGAUCCAAUCGAUACAACGUCAAAAACAGACGCUCAAUCUUGCUGUGUCUGCUGAUUCAUUUUACCAGCUGAAGAAGUAUUUAUCACGUCAAAAGGAUGCAUCCAAGCGCUUGAAUAAUCUCCAGUCGACAGUGACGGAGAUACUUGACAUUGAAACUAAAAUCAUUCUCGAUAAAACCAGAAGAGAUGUCCUAGACUUUUUUACCAAAGAGACUAACCCUCGUCCGAAUUUUGAGAUGAACAGAAAAUUACGUCACCCGCUUACUGGUGCCUGGUUUACAGGGGGUACUGGUUUUAAGAAUUGGUACUCCAAUCCAGGUGCGAGAAUAUGGAUCAGUGGUAUCCCUGGGGCCGGAAAAUCUGUGCUUGCUGGCGCAAUUGUCACAGAAUGCUUUUCGUUGUGUUCGAAGGACGACAGGGUGGCGGUUGCAUACUUCUUUUGUUCAUACCAGGAUGAGAAGACACAUCUUGCGAAGAACAUCCUAUCAUCUUUGGCGUCUCAACUUGCCAGGCAGAGUGAAGAGGCUUUUCAGAUACUCCACGAAUAUUACGAAGAGUUACUACCACACGAAUAUCUCCCAGGGGACCCUUCCCCUGCCAGAUUACUCGAGGUGAUUACUGAUAUAUCAACUCUAUUUGAUCAAAUUUUCAUUAUUGUGGAUGGGUUAGAUGAAUGUGUCGUUCAUACAUGUGAAGUCGUCGAUGGCUUGGCCGACCUUUCAACCUCCCAAAACCACGAAAUUAUCACAAUGGCUCUACUGAGUCGGGAUGAGUUUCAAAUUCGCGAACGACUAGAGUCGGAAUUCAAGCACAUUGAUAUCCAAGCACAUACAGAAGACAUACAGCUAUAUGUAGCCUCUGAAUUGGAGGAGCGAAUUAAUUCGAGGAAACUUAGGCUACGGGAUAUGUCGUUGAAGGAUCAUAUCAUGACACAACUAGUUGAUGGCGCUAAGGGCAUGUUCAGAUGGGUGGCCUGUCAACUAGACCAUCUUUGCGAACUAUCUACAGAUAGAGCAAGGCGUGAAGCCUUAACCAAGCUCCCACCAACGUUGCCAGCUAGUUAUGAGCGCAUCCUCCAUCAAGUACAAAGCUCGAACGAACAAGUACAAAAGCUUGUACAGAAAUGUCUUCAAUUAAUCGCUUUCAGCCGCCACGGACGCCUCAAUAUCCAACAGAUAUGCGAAGCAGUGUCGAUCUCAAUUGACCAAGACACCUUCGAAGAAGACGAGGUUGUCGAAGCAGAUGAGAUUAUGAAACAUUGUAGUAGCCUCAUUCGAAAGUCGGCAGACUGCAAGACGUUCGAAUUUACCCACUACUCCGUGAUGGAGUUUCUUGAAGGGAUAUGUACCACGCAUCCGACUCUUUCUUCCUAUCACAUCUCCGUCGAUAAGGGGCAUUCACUCCUAGCCCCAUUGUUUCUAAGGUACCUGACAUUUAAAAAUCAUGAAGAGACUCCCGUGGAGACGAAGAACUGGAUUCAACACACAGUAAAGAGGAAUGAAGCACGCCCGCUUUACGAGAUUGCUGCGAUGUACUGGCUAUGGCAUAUGAGGCGUGAAAUGGCCUCUGAAAAUACUGCCACGCGACAUUUUCUGGGUAAUCUGUUUGACGCCAGUAAAACGGCGAGCUUUACUUCGUGGGCGAUCGAGUUAAUACGCCAUUGCCUUUCACGGGAAAGUGUGCCCGCAUACCUGAUACGGGCCGACUUUGGACGAGACGAACAAACCGCCCUGACUAUUAUCACCGCCGUUACAAGACCGGACUUUACACCUUUACAUAUGGCCUCAGCGUUAGGCUUGCCUAAUGUUUGUCGGCAUCUUCUUGAGCAAGGCGCGAAAGUAGAUACGAGAAGCCGUUUCGGUACUCCGUUACAUUGUGCAAUCGGCAGUUUAAAUAUAUUCAUCGAGUCAGAAAGUUGUUAUGCUAUUCGUAUGGGUAUUUUGGGGGAGAUGGUACCCGCUUGCGCGAGAUAUCAAACGAUUCAAAUCCUCAUGGCCGCCGGAGGUACUACGUCCUCACUUUUUACAACACCAUUUAAGCAGGGAGCACUGCUGUCAUUGGCGCGUCUAUCCUCUUGGUACGACGAAGAUUUUAAUGUGAUGGCGGACCUGAUCAGAGCUGAUGUUCGGCUAGAUGACCACGAUGUGAUUGGUUUCGAAUAUUUUUACAAAUUCAUUGUUGACCGGGCAUCGCCGGAUAUGUUCAAAGCCGAACAUCCUGGAGGCAAGGCGGUCGUAUCUCUACUUGAAGCUCUCGGGAGGCCAGAGGAUGACUCCGGCCCUAGGUCGCGACUGUAUACUAUGACUCUUAAAUUUGCAAACUCAAUGAAAGUGGAACUUGACCGCUCCUUACAUGUCCUCGUUAUAGAUGACUGGGCUAGCGAAGAAGCACUUCGAAAGUUCGCACUAUCCGUUAUUGAAAAUAAUGACAUAACUUCCUUGGAGCGAUUUGUCGAGAGCGGGCAAUUGGAAAUGCUAAAGGCGGUCAAGCUUUCGGAAGAUGACGAUGACUGGACAGCGUUACAUUCCUGCGUUCAAGCAAGAUCAAUCGACAUACUGAAGCUCUUAUUGGAAGUUGGUUGGGUGCCCAACGUGGCUGCAGCGGAUGGGAAAACACCCCUGCACCUGUGUUCUGAAGAUAAGGACCGGGAUAUUAUUAGGGUAUUGUUGGAGCAUGGUGCUUCAACUAUCAUACAUGAGGCUGAUAUGAAUACCAUUUGGCACACUUGUGCUCGUGUCGGCUCUAUCCAAUCACUGAAAGUACUUAUCGAGUUGGACCAGGAUAAGGACACUGCAUUGAAGAUGCAGUCAAAACAAGGCUUCACUCCAAUUUGCGAGGCCCUCAACAAAUUUAAAGUAAAUGCAGUUCGCCUACUUAUGCCUUACUGUAAUUCUUUAGAAUUCUGGAAAGGCGAUAUCCUAUUUUUCCGGAGAGCUGCUAAUAUUGGAUCGAUUGAUAUCGUCCAACAUUUAUUGGAUAUUGGAAUACCACUUGACAAUCUGGAUCCUGAUCUCGGAAGUCCGUUGCAUUCUUUAGGUCAAGAUGCAACUCUCAAACUUGUUAAACUCCUUAUAUUAUUGUUCCCUCACUGUCAUAUACGAUGUGGGAAGGGUAGAACUCCGUUUGAGGAGCUACUCAUUUGGUCUAUUGAGAAGGAUAACGAGGUUCAUCCUGAUAUAUUCAUUGAGCUAUUGGCGGGAUUUGGAACGUCUAAAUGGCAGCAGUGUGGAAACCUGUGGGCCUCGGUAUCCUCAGCGGUAGUGCCGUAUGCACUUUCAACUGAAAAAGAUAUUAAUUGGCUCAAACAACUGCUCUUUCGGCUGUCGGAGACUGCUGUGGUAAGAGUGCACGAAGAGGAAAUGGGAACAUCGGCUUUCGUACAGCUCAUUGAUCAGUUGGAAUCUGUUAGCAAUAAACUUUCGCCGCGAUCGAUGCAGCUCCGACAAGGGAAAUGCCUUAGCGACCUUGACGAACCUCAGGUGCUUGGAAACUGGUCUUCGUUUUCCGAAAUACUCAUUAAUAUUGCUUCUAAAACGUCUCAUUGGGAUAGUUCAUUAACGCAGGAUUCCGCCGCCAAACUCUUAUCAUGGUCUAUUAUCCAUGACGACACUACAAUGAUAAGAUUUCUGUUAAACAAGGGUGUGGACGUUCAUAAUCGGGUCGACAAUUUAUCUGCUAUGGAGUUGGCUUGCUUAUCACAAGUAUCUAUUAGCGAAGAAAACUUUUCUCGGCUCCUCUCUUCUGCUCGACACGAGGAGCUUAUCGCUACGAACGAAAAAGUUGACGGCUUUAGCCUUGUCCACCUUGCUUCAUUUCCCGGGCCCGAAAUUUACGAGGACCGCAAUACUAGGAAGUUGAAACAGAUUCUAGAUGCUGGCGUCGACUGUAAUGCAUGCUCGAAUCAAAAGUCUCCACCUCUUUUGUACUCCAUUGGGCACUAUUACCUCAAGGCUUCCAAAGUUCUUAUUGAUUAUGGCGCGGAUGUCUUGUUGGCAAAUUCAUUUGGGAUGGAUGCUGCACUCAUAGCUGUACAAGUGAACAAUUUACCUGCGUUAAAAACGGUCGCACAAACAGUCAGCAGGAAACAACUCACCCCGCUAUGGGGGAGGACCUGGAGUGACACUAUGGAUGGCCACCUCUUCUCGGGUGGGAAUGUUAUUCACCUUGCCGCUAUAUCCAACGCGGUAGAAUGUAUCGAAUUCUACUUAAACGAAAAACUCCUUUAUAAUAUCGAGCCUUUGGAUGACGAUAUGGAAACUCCAAUGCACUACGCGGCCAGCUUUAACAGCCUGGGUGUAAUCGAAUUUCUUAAAGAACGUGGCUGCAGCAUUGAUGCAGUAAGACGCGACGGUUUAUCGCCAUUACAUCUUGCUGUACAAUGUAAGCAUUUUGAUGCAGUUAAAAUGUUGCUAGACUUGGGCGCUCAGAUGAAGCCCUGCUCCCUUGGAAUGACACCAUUGGCGUAUGCCCACCAAGCAGGCGACUAUAAUAUCAUACGAUUGCUAAAGACUCAUGAGCGCCAAGAGUUUCCCUUAGCUUCCCCCGCUCAGGAAAAAGGGGUGACAAUCCUGGCGGAGGCAUAUUGUGCUGCCAUAACCCGAAACGAUAUUAGCGCAUGUGAGGACUUACGCAAACACGGCCGCCUCGUGAACCUGGAGUUGGAGUAUCCUUGGCACGUAACUCCUCUCAUGGCAGCAGUUUGUGCGAGAAGGGAUCCUAAAUUAAUUGAGUGGUUACUCAAUAGUGGGGAGACGAUGACCGGUGUGUUUGAGGGGCCUAACAUGCCCAAUUACAUCACUGUUCUGGAGGCUGCUAUAUCUACAUCAAUCUACAACAGCCUAUUGCCUAUGCUAUUUGAAAAGUAUAUUGAACAGGGGGGUGAUUUACUUUGCCUCCCUCGCAGUCCUCUCCAUAUCGCAGUACUGGAGAGAAACCAUGAAGGGCUUGGAAUUUUACUAAGUGAACUGCGGAAAAGGUACGGCGUAACAAGCAAAACACAACCUCGAUGUGGUUUUGAACACCUGAAGUCCGAUAGCAAACUUUGCUCAUUAAUUAACCAGCGAAACCAAUUGAAUCGCGGCGCAACCGCUCUUCAUCAAGCGGCUGGCUUUGGAGACGUCGAAGGUGUCGAGAUUUUGAUAGCCAAUAUGGCCAACGUGGAUUUGCCCGACGACGAUGGGCGGGCGCCUCUUCAUUUCGCUGCAAGGAAAGGUUUGGAGAGCGUUGUGGACUUACUCAUAGGUCAUGGAGCGCGCUUGGAACCUAGGGAUAGAUGGGGCGAGACACCUCUUAUGAAAGCUUGCAGAAGUGGACGACUUAACAUUGCGAAGUGCCUCAUUGGCUGCAAGGAUCCUGGAGUCUCUAUCAACGAUUACAGAAAUAAUAUGCUCUACCUCUUAACACUUGACAAAUCUGGUCAUCCCGACGACAUAGCGCUAUGGGAAUUGUUGUGUAAAAAGGGCGUGGACCCCCACCAGGCGACUGUCCUUGGGGUAAGCGCUAUUCAUUUCGUGUUGGCUCAUUCACAACAAGAUUUGAUAAGGCAUCUUAUGAGGAAGGAACCCGAUUUGAAAUGGGCUGCAAGAGUGGAAUGGUCCCGAUUGCAUAUUUUGCGUGUUGGAGAUAUGGGAAGGGGCAAUGUUACUCCAAUUACGGACAACUAUUGCCUUCUCCACCGAUAUGCCAACCUUAAAUGGCCUCUGCGGGUAUCAAACUCAGUUACUUCAGGGGAAGAGAGCUUAUUUUACUUUGCGGCGUCUUGGGGGCUCGUCAAGGCUCUCGACAAUCUUCUCAUAAUAGGCGCCGACCUUGAACAAGAAUUUGGUCAACAUGGAACGGCGUUGACGUUAGCAUCCGCCAAUGGGCACCUUGAUGCUGUUAAGUACCUCUUUCGCAAGAAUCCAAGAGGAGUACCUGAGCAGAACCAAGUCAUCAAGGACGCAAUUGGGGCAACGCUCGAUCAUGAGGAGACAGUGCACUGGUUUCUUGUCACGCGGCAUAUUGACCAACACAAGGUUGCGUAUUGCGAGUCGGAUUCUUCUCAAGAACGCAUUAAGCAGUGGGGCUGGUCUGGAAUCCAGAGUAUCCCAAUAUCAUUGAGAUGGGACCAGAGACAGCGCAGGGGUGAAAGUAUGAUGGAAUACGCUAAAAGGCGGCGGGAAAUAGAACUGUCAUUUCGGGGAAAAGUUGCUAAAUGAGUAGGUUCGCGAUCCUGGUUUGGGUGUCGCUAUCACCGACAUGGCUCGGAGCUGGGGCUUGUAGCACGCGUUUCGAAUUAUCUUUCAUGGAUCAUCGGAACAUUUCUGGAUUGGCGGUGUCGUCACGCUUGAUUGGUAUGCUUGAAGGAAUAGUUAUGACAUGAACGACGUGUACUUAUGAAAGGAAUCGGCUCGGAAAAGUAUAUGAGUAUAAUAUGAAUUUGAAGCUUUGUUCUGAUUGUGGUAAUACCCCGAAAGGAGAGAGGAUUCAACACUCACGUUAAUGAGAUCGGCUUUUAAAGUGCAUGAGGCUUCGGUGGGGUUGACGCAUAGAACCUACGAAUACGUCUAUAAUCGGUAACUAAAUGCUAGUCGCUGAAAUGCCGGGUUGCUGACUGCAGAUACUGAGCUGAGCUGGACGAGGUCUCGAAAUUCGCCGAAUGGUAGUAGUAUGUAGAGUGCGAUUUGAAUCCUUUUUACUUAGGUAAGUAGCCUUCUACAUGAAUCUAUUGAAAGUCGGCGACUUUCCAUUUUAC